UAAUGGCUCGAAUAAUACUGCUGAAAAACAAAACAGUCCCCACGGAUCCAUACGAUGAGCUGUUCAGCCAAUACCAGUACGAGCCAGUGUUUCUGCCGUUGCUGAGACACUCGUCCAUAAACGAAAAGGAAGUGAAGGAAUUUCUCAAAUCUGAUCUGUAUCUGAACGAGUACCAGGCACUGAUUGUGACGUCCCAGCGGUGCAUCGAGACGCUUGCCAAGCUUCUGCAGGAGCUGCGGCACGAGAAAUUUGAGCGGCUUGACCAAAUACUCAACAAGCCUUCGUACACCGUGGGCCCCACGACGUCUCAGUACUUAAAGAACUUGGGAUUCACAGAUAUUCGUGGCGGCAAGGACGCUGGAAACGGUUCUAUUCUGUCGGACAUCAUCAUCAGUGACCCGAUGUUCCGUACAAGCGCCAAAAAGGUGCUAUUUCUCACGGGAGAAAUACGCAAAGACAUUAUUCCGCGAAAACUCAAGUCCAUCGACUUUAGUGUCCUCGAGCUCGUUUCCUACCGCACAGAACCUCUCGAAGAUAUACAAUUCAGAUAUGAGCAGCUGUCACAGACGGCGCCAGAAAAGUCGUGGCUGAUAUUCUUCUCCCCGCAGGGAACAGCCGACAUUGUGAGUAUUCUCAAGGAGAAGAAGCAUAAUUUUCAGAUUGCGUCGAUCGGCCCGACGACAGAGGAGUAUCUUCUAGACAAUGGUAUCAAGCCGGCAGUGGUGUCGUCUAAGCCAGAUGCCGAAUCGUUAUUGUCCUCGAUAAUGAACUAUGAACAUGCUAUUUAGAAUGAAUACGUCACCUUGUUGAGUUCAGAGACUACCAAUAGGUUCUCGGAGCUAUUUUUGUAGUCGAGCUCCAUCUGGAUCUGGAAGUCAGACUUGUUUCUGAUUUCUACCCGCGGCAGUUCCAAUUUACCCACACGCAGCGGCGUGAGAACAAGAUCGAACUCGUAGGCGGCACUCUUGUCCUUCUGGAGGUCCAGUUCGAGGUCAAGGUUUUUCAGUCCAGCGAUAAGCCAGUUGUUCUCGUUUUCCACAAGAUCCAGCUUGAGGUUGAUGUUCUUUGGGACUUCCGGCUCGUUCUGGAACCGCACUUUUUUGUUCUCCUUUUCUUCCAACUUGAACAGGAGAACGUGUAGCGACAACCGAGUGUGGAUCGGUUCGCACACUAGAUACUGCAGCUGCUUGGCAAACUGAAACUCGACAAUGUUGAUUGUGUUGAUCACAGGGAGCGUCACCACUAUGUUCAAUUGUUUCCAAGACGCAGAGAUGAGCUCUUGUUGCACGUCCGGAGAAAUAUCGUAGCUGCGGCCAAAAAAGCCUCGCAGCUUGUCGGCAAGACUCUGGGCGUCGGCAGGAUGCAAUUGCGAGAGCAUCUUCUGGUGGUGUCUGGUCUCAAACGGGUCAGUUUUGAUGCAAUUUGUCAAAGAGUAAUGGUUGAGCCUUGGUUUCUGUGCCCUGAAAAAUGUACGCAGAAUAUUGGAGUAUUUGAUUAGUUCCGGCUUUUCGCUCAGAAUCUCCUUCUCUAACAUUUUCUCGAGUCCAACAACUAUCUCGUCCUCGAUGUCAUUGUAGUCAAUCUGCAGGUUCAGACUCUCGUCGCUCAGGCUCUCGAUCUUGUAGAAAAAGGUCGAUCCUUGGUCGUUGAAAGCGAUGAUGUUGCGCGGCUGCUUCCACGUGACCACCUUCGAGUUCUGCGACGUGAGGUCUACCUUCUGAACCCUAACAGGGCGGUUGUGAAUCGGCGAAUUGAUGGAAUAAUUAGAGAAGAGCUGCGCCGAUUUGAAGAUGUCCUGCACAGAGACGGCGAUCUGGAGCUGCGUGUCCAGGUCUUUGGUGACGUACACAGAAUGGUCGCCAAAGACCAGCCCAAAGGACAAUGAGACGGUCGUAUUCGACACCUCGGGCGGGAAAAAGUACGGAAUUCGCACCGUCACUGUCGAGCCAGGCAAAAACGGGCCGUUGCACUUGAACACCAGCUGAUCCUCGUCAUUUUCCACCUCCGCAUCAACAACCUCUCCGUCGCUCUCAACCACAUACUUUGCCUUGGGCACCAUUCGGUCGAUAUCUGUUUUGUGGAACACAAACUCGCAACGCGGGAGCUGCUCAGAGCCAACUCUGGCGACAAGCAUAAUUUCGUCCCUAUUGAGGUCUCUAACUCGUGGAACAACGGCAUCUAUGACGGUGUUUUGAAGAACCUGACCGUUUUUGUAGAACUGCUCAAUCGGAUAUGCAAAAAUGCGCGAGUCGAGCGUUCUGCGGAUUUCCAGCUUGCCCGACCGCACCACGAUGCUGCGAGCUUCCAAAUCGCCACAUACCAGGUCCUUUGACUCAACCUUAUAAUUGUUGUACUUCUCCAAACGGCAGCAACCAAGCCGGAACUGCGUGUUUUCGAAAUUCACCACAAUCUCGUCCACGGGCAGCAUGAUUUUGCUGGUAAUCCGCACUCCCAGCUCGUACGUAUCGACGCCGGACGGGUCAAUGCAGGGAGCAAGGUCGCAGUCAAACAGGUCGGUGGACUCAAACACCACCGGGUCUGUCAGGUUGUCGAGGAUCUUGGACAGUUUGUCGGACUCAAACGGCUCGUCUUUGGCGACAAGCUCCAAAUACGACGUCAACAGCACGGGCAGCACAUCCUCGUACGUUGCACUCAGUUGCUCAAGAUUGGCAAUAAAUAUCUUCAGGAUGCCCAGCGUAAUGUACUUCCAUUCGGAGUUUUUGAAGUAGGUGAACGAGUCGUUCAGAAUUUCCAGAGACGUUUCCAGAUUCUUCAUGUUGUGGAAGUAUAUCAGUGCGAGCUCGGUCGAUAACGUGUCGACGGUGCGCGGCCGGGACUGUGCUUUGGAAUAGUCUUCAAUCACUUUCUUCGUCUCGUCUAUGGCGUGCUCCUGGAACUUGCUUUCUGACUCCAGGAUGCUCUUAACGGCGUCGUCGAACGGCUUGU
Ogataea polymorpha is the source of this 2946-nucleotide messenger RNA. RefSeq lists its product as uncharacterized. The annotation marks the transcript as partial. The transcript has a single exon. Gene Ontology annotation, molecular function: uroporphyrinogen-III synthase activity. Gene Ontology annotation, biological process: uroporphyrinogen III biosynthetic process. The record is from RefSeq and is a predicted model, not a curated record. NCBI's taxonomy places the organism in Eukaryota, Fungi, Ascomycota, Pichiomycetes, Pichiales, Pichiaceae.